Messenger RNA from Diachasma alloeum, 3954 nucleotides. RefSeq names its product integrin beta-PS (gene mys). NCBI's taxonomy places the organism in Eukaryota, Metazoa, Arthropoda, Insecta, Hymenoptera, Braconidae. Gene Ontology annotation, biological process: cell-matrix adhesion; cell adhesion mediated by integrin; cell migration. Gene Ontology annotation, cellular component: focal adhesion; cell surface; integrin complex. The record is from RefSeq and is a predicted model, not a curated record. The transcript is spliced from 5 exons. The coding region runs from base 327 to 2846 and encodes 839 amino acids. Gene Ontology annotation, molecular function: integrin binding.
AGUGUCCAACAAGAGCAUUAAUAAUGUACCUCCUCCCCGCCGGGUGCCAAACGAGAAAGUGAUGUGGGAUGAUUUCGGGGUGUGCAAAGUCGUGAAAUAAAAAUAAUGAUGACGACAUCUCGUCCCCCAGCGAUUUAUCACGAUUAUAUCGAACUCCUCUGGUGCAUCAUUCAGCCCCGCGUCUGAUUCAUGUCAAGCAUAAUCGACUUUUUGCCAUUGUCAACUUAUCGAGCCAUUAAUGGACACGAGUUUUUUGUGUGAUUGUUGAGAGACGAAAGUUGGAACGGUGUUGAGUAACACCGAGAGCGUCGGAAGGAAGCGUGGGGAUGAUGGGCAGCUUAUCGUUCACCCUGGCCAUAUCCCUGGUGAUAUGUGCCGCUGGGGUGACAGGGGAUUACUCCAGCUCAGAGACGUCAGGAUCAAAUCCAUGUUUUAGUAAAUUAAAAUGUCACGAGUGCAUACGAACGUCCACUUGUGCUUGGUGUGCACAACCGAACUUCUCGGAGAACCGCUGUUUCCGGCCGAACCAAAACCCGAAGAUCCUGGAAGCCUGCUCUGAAGAAUUCACGAUAAACCCCGACAACGUCUUCAGCAUGAUCCGCUACAAGAACCUCACAAAAGGAGGUUUCAUAGCCGGUGGCUCUGGGGGUUCGAUGAGUGGCGGCUCCAUAUCGGAAUCCAGCUCCUCCUGGUCCUCCUCCUCUUCCUCCUCCUCCUCCUCCUCCUCAUCCUCCUCCUCAUCCUCCUCAAAGCAAGAAGCAGUUCAGCUCUGGCCUCAGGAAGUAAACCUGAAACUCAGAAUAAACGAAGCCUACAGGAUGACCUUCUCCUACUCGCAAGCAGAGGACUACCCAGUGGACCUCUACUACCUCAUGGACCUCUCGAAGUCCAUGGAGGACGACCAGAAGAAGCUGUCAGCGCUGGGUCAACUCCUCGUCUCCGAGAUGAGUAAAAUCACCAGCAACUUUCGUCUGGGCUUCGGCAGUUUCGUCGACAAAGUGGUGAUGCCCUACGUCAACAUCAUGCCCAAGUCGUUGAUCGCCCCCUGCAAGGACUGCGCAGCCCCCUACGGCUACAGGAACGUGAUGACCCUGUCCACGGACACGAGCGCCUUCGCGAGUCUCGUGAGCAAUGCAGAGGUCUCCGGAAAUCUCGACGCCCCAGAGGGCGGCUUCGACGCGAUAAUGCAGGCGAUCGUCUGCAGACGGGAGAUCGGUUGGCGAGAAAAAGCGAGGAGACUGUUGGUAUUCUCGACAGACGCUGGCUUCCACUAUGCGGGAGAUGGAAAGCUCGGGGGGAUCAUCAAGCCCAAUGACGGUGAGUGUCACCUGGACAGGACAGGGCUGUACACCCACUCGUCCCUGCAGGACUACCCCAGCAUCUCCCAGAUAAACCUCAAAGUGAAGCAGAACGCCAUAAACAUAAUCUGGGCAGUGACCGAAGAGCAGAUAGGGAUCUACAAGAGGCUGACCAAGCACGUUGAAGGCUCCUUCGCUGGAAAGCUGCUGAACGACUCCAGCAACAUUGUCUCCCUGAUCCGCGAGCAGUACGACAAGAUCUCGAGUUCAGUGGAGAUGAAGGACACUGCGAGCAGCAUGAUAAAAGUGCGUUACUACUCCAAGUGCCUGGGAGGGCCCGAGAUAGAGACCUCAAAGUGCGAUGGCCUGAAAGUGGGAAAUGUCGUGCACUUCACUGCAGUCAUAGAAGUGGUUGCCUGCCCUGCGAACAGAACCCAGUGGAAGCAGACAUUUGAGAUCUACCCAGUGGGCAUCAACGAGACGUUGACAGUGAACCUGGAGAUGAUCUGCGACUGCGAGUGCGAGCAUUCAGGGCCAAUGUACCAGCCAAGAUCGCCAGCUUGCAAUGGAAGGGGUACCCUGGCCUGUGGGAUCUGCGAUUGCGACGAUGGGGUCUUUGGAAAUGCCUGUCAAUGCUCUAAACACGAUAAUACCCCGCAUUACGUCAACGAGACGAAUGCCUGCAGGCCAGACGACUCCAAGCCCGAUUGUUCAGGGAGAGGUGACUGCGAGUGUGGCCAGUGCAUUUGCCACAGGCGAGGGGACUCAGGGGAGGUGUUCUCAGGUCGUUACUGCGAAUGCGAUAAUUUCUCUUGCGAGAGGAACAAGGGAAUUCUGUGUUCUGGUCAUGGAAGGUGUGAGUGUGGUAAUUGCGCUUGUGAUCCUGGCUGGGAGGGGGACAGCUGCAGCUGCAAGACCUCCAAAGAGACGUGCAUGGCACCCAAUUCUGGAAAGUACUGCUCUGAUCAUGGGGACUGCAUAUGCGGGGAAUGCAAGUGCCAUCAGGAGGGGGACAUCAGGUACUCUGGAAAGUACUGCAAUAAAUGCCCCUCCUGUGCCAGCCUCUGUGAGGAGCUGAGACCCUGUGUCCAGUGUGUCGUACAUGAGACUGGAAACAUGACCAAGGAGGAGUGCUACACUGUGUGCAAUGUCACGAAGGGGUACAAGAAUAUUUAUGGGGUCGAGACUGUUCAGAUUGACAUUGAUAAGGACGAGGAGGCCUGCAUGUUCAUCGAUGAACAGGACUGCAAGAAUCAUUUCAAGUAUUAUUAUAAUGAGGAGAACUGCCUGAUCAUCGAGGCGCAGAAGGAGAGGGAGUGCCCUCCCACGAUUUUUGUGCCGGGAAUUAUUCUAGGGGUCAUUGCUGCUAUCGUUCUCAUCGGGCUGGCCUUCUUGCUGCUUUGGAAAAUGGUUACUACUAUUCAUGACAGGAGGGAGUUUGCCAAGUUUGAGAAGGAGAGGAUGAUGGCUAAGUGGGAUACGGGUGAGAAUCCAAUCUAUAAGCAAGCCACCUCGACAUUCAAGAAUCCAACCUACGCUGGCAAGUGAAGAGAGGGGAAUUAAUGUAUUAAAAGAAUGGAACAUUGAAACAAAGAAAAUAAUUAUUGGAAUUGUCCAAUUCGAGUGAAGAAUGUUUAACUGUGUGAAGAGUCUCUUACACAACUGUUAGUCGUAUUCUACGAGAAAACGAAAACAAAAAUACUAUUUAAACGUUACAAUGAUUAAUCUAACUAACGUAAUAACUAGGGAUAAAUGAUGUUUUAUUUUUACGUUAAUUUACUGCCAUAUUACUUAGACUACACGUAAGUCUAGGGGAUAUGAGAAGAAGAAGAGAAGAAAUUGUUGGUUUCUUCGUCAGGGCACGGAAUCUUUGGUUCUCACUUAAAUAUUAGUUAUUUAAUAUCUAUUAAUUAUUAAGACAUGUAUUCGAUUAUUUUGUGCCGUGAUUUUUCUUCUCGUUUUAUUGAACAUAAAGUGCCUUCAAUGAUACUAGGUAAUUGUAAAUCAUAUUGAGUGAUUUUUUUUAGAUGAAUUAUUGGGCACACGAAUUGAAUGCAAUUGUCAAUAGCCAGUGGGGGGAUUACAACUGCAUUUUUCCUUUCUUUUCGUAUUAUUCAUCAUCAGCAAUGUAUUUACGUACAAAUUUGACUGAUUAAUCACGGAUAACUGUGCAAUCCAAAUUAUAUCUUCCGAAAUAUUGUACACUAGAAUUAACUAUCAUGCAUCUUCCAAAAUCAUCGUCAUUAUUUAGAAUUAAUUCUAUUUUUUAAACAAACAGACAUCAAAGUAUGCAUUUUACAUUUCAAUUUUAUACUUUACAAACUUUUAACUACUUGUCACGUGUUUUUUUUUUUUUACUGAAUGAACAAUUGAUGAAUCAUUGCCAAUAUCUGUCAAUUUACCCCGAGAUUUGUAAAAGGAAAUUCUGAUUACCAUAUUUACAAUCUGUAGAUUCUAAAUAAAAAAAACGAAGAGAAUGCGAUCGUGAAUUCAUUGCGAAAUAUAGCGCGUGAAUUGUGACGAAACAUCGUGUGAACCCAUUCUGCGAUCUGUUGCCACAAGUCUCGCUGAAUUUGUUUUCUCAAUUGAGAUAACAUGAAAAAAUAUAUUUAUAUUAACAGAAAAAUUAUUUGCUUUAUUUAUAUGAUCCAAAUAA